Molecule: messenger RNA, 843 nt
Organism: Lachancea mirantina
Lineage: Eukaryota; Fungi; Ascomycota; Saccharomycetes; Saccharomycetales; Saccharomycetaceae
Source: the annotation of a GenBank genome assembly
AUGGUAGAAGAGACUCGUUCAUUUGAUCAACAAACCCUUACUGGAGGCUUUAAUGAUACCAAGAAGCGUUUAUUGCGGUACAUCUUGUUACACCGCGGGGUCUGUUCUCACAGUUCGUUGUUGAACGCGUUGCGAGCGUUGGAACAAGACGAAGUCGCUGACGAAGUCGGUGGAGAAGUGAACGAAAGAUUGGACCUUAUUUUGAAAGAUAUCAAUGUCAAUUUGUCGAAAGUUGGAUACAGCGUUUUGCGAUGUUACGAUCGAUACGGAGAUCGUUGUUAUGCUUAUAUAGACGUUGGUCAAACUGCAGAAACGAAAUUAGCAACAACGUUCAACGCUGAUGAGCUUGAAUACGUUAAAUGGUGUAUUGCGAGUUUUAUGAAGAGCGGGGGUAUUGUGCAUGACGUUGACGACCAUGGCAGCCGUGUGCGUGACGCAGUUGACGAUAUUCUUGAACGCGCGAGUAGCAGCUCACAACGACGACUAGACAAGGUCGUCUCUUACACAGAAGGAUCUCUCCAUUUGUGCGAUUACGUAGCUUUGGGUGCGAGUCGUGCGGAGGAAUUGCUGGUCAAAUUGUGUAAACUGAAAUGGUUCUAUCGCACGGCAGGUGGCCGCGUCGGUCUUGACACUCGUGGCGUCCUAGAGCUCAACGAGUACUUGUCCCGCGAAUUCGAGACACCUCAAUGUUGUGCAUGUGUUUCAACAACACUAUCAGGUGUGAUUUGUAGUUGUCGACGAUCUGCGUGGCACGUUGCUUGUUUCCAACACACCGUUGUCCAUCUCACGCAGGAGUGUGCAGAAUGCGGACAAUCACUGCUGAACGCAUUCUACUUAGACUAA